This is a messenger RNA of Vigna radiata var. radiata (mung bean), 755 nucleotides long. RefSeq names its product probable prefoldin subunit 4. Gene Ontology annotation, cellular component: cytoplasm; prefoldin complex. Gene Ontology annotation, biological process: protein folding. The transcript is spliced from 3 exons. The coding region runs from base 114 to 494 and encodes 126 amino acids. Lineage: Eukaryota; Viridiplantae; Streptophyta; Magnoliopsida; Fabales; Fabaceae. The record is from RefSeq and is a predicted model, not a curated record.
UUUUUGGCAUGCCUCUUCAUUUUAAAUCCACGGAAUCCUAUUAACAUUUCAAGGGAGUCAUUAGUCAUCCUGGUAUCGUAGUCGGAAACCCUAUUUUGAAUUCGAAUCACAAAAUGCAGCAGGGGGGUGGAUCUGAGACAGAAGUGACGUGGGAGGACCAACAGAACAUCAACAAAUUUGGAAGGUUGAAUAAUCGCUUUCACGAGCUUGAGGAUGAGAUCAAAAUCGCUAAGGAAUCAAAUGAUAAUUUGGAGGAUGCAAGCAACGAGUUGAUUCUCACUGAUGAAGAGGUGGUUCGGUUUCAAAUAGGGGAGGUUUUCGCUCAUGUGCCAAAGGAUGAAGUUGAGAGCAGGAUUGAACAGAUGAAAGAGGUGACGAGUCAAAAGUUAGAAAAACUUGAAGAGGAGAAAGAAUCUGUACUUGCUCAGAUGGCUGAACUGAAGAAAAUUUUGUAUGCAAAGUUCAAUGACUCGAUCAACCUUGAGGAGGAUUAGGUACUUACUUCUUGUUGAUAGUUAUCUACUUGGUUACUUUUUUUGUUUAUAUGACCUAUUGGGCCUCUGAAAUUUGAAUCAUUUUGUCUAUUUCAAUUUUAGAACGUGUGUUGUUUUGCUUGAACCUCUUUCAAACGUUGGCCUAGGUUUCUGCUUUCUUUGGCUUCUUGAAUUUCAUGUUCCCUUAAAAUAUCUUCAAGGGGAGAAGGGGUGUGUAAAAUCUGCUCUAUUAUUGAGGUCAUCGAGUAUCUGAAUUAACUA